CGCAGCAUCCGCUUUACUAAAUGUGGGAGCCGUGCCACUACUCAAACGGUUGGUUUUCCCCGCAGCUUCAGAGGGAAACUUUAGAUUAGUUAGCGUCUCCGUUUCAUACUUACUUUGAAGAAAGAAAACCCCGAGCACUGGACCGCCAGUUGAGGAUGGAUUCGUCUGCGUUUCUUUCCGUUUUCUUCUGCCUCGGCUGGCUACCAGCGUCGCUCUCCUUCGUGGAGCCGCCGAUCAACGUGACCCUGCAAUGCCGCAAUAUGCACAACGUUCUGAAGUGGAGUUACACACAAUUUCCCCCGGGGCUGAGAUUCAGAGUCAACAUUGGCCGAACAGAAGCAGAAGAUGGGUAUCCUGAUGUGAUUUGGGUGAACUCAUCAGCUCAACUGCAUGCAGACGUGUCAUUUCUACGUGACCCAAAGAAUGCGUACUAUCUUGACGUAACUGCCGUGAUUGGACAGAACGAGUCUGCUCCUGAAGAAGGACUUUCUUUCAGCUAUUUCAAGGACUCUCCAGCCGAUCACAAAUGUCAUUUGGACUUCCCAUCAGUUAACGUCACUACCCAACAUGAUGGCGCUGUCCUAGUCCGCUUCACACAUCCCUCGCUGGUGUACUUCCAUAAUUUGCCAAGCGGUCCAAUUAAAAGAACAAGGAAGAAGAAAAGCCACCAAGAGCUACCUGGGUUUCGUUACGACGUCGUGCUCAUCCACCAGAAGGGGCGACACCACAGCUUUCACUGUGAGACGAGUGUGUGCCAGGAGACGAUUUCAGUGGAUGCUGCGCAGAAGAAACACUGUUUGAACAUGAAGGGAGAGCUGGAGAAAAUCUCAGUUCAAGCCACACAAGACUACUGCGUCUCGCCACGGGAAGACACGCCGAGCUAUCUCAUCCCCAUCUACGUCAUUUGCGGCCUGUCAGCCCUGAGUGCGCUUUGUUUUGUCCUCUACAUGGUGUACCGGAAACAGACCUCACCGAAUACUCCUUCACCAAAGUCUAUGGAUAUCCCGAAUUCCCCGACGCAGUUGAUCUCGAAAGUGGUUAGGGAGACGUGCUUUGUGCCAGAAGUGGCGCCGAGCUCGCCCACGCCUCUACUGUCGGCAGAGGAGAAGGAAUUUACAGCGUUUGUUCCUUGCGCUACUGAGCCCGAGCUCCAUCUGCCCAUCAGGCCGUCGAGUGGGGAUGAAGGUCUGUGUGGUGACGACGAGGAUGGAGCGAUGGCUGAAGAACCCGGGUACGUGCAAGGCCAACACCUGGAAGAAGAGGAGAGCACCUCUGGUUAUGAGAAACGCCUGAUGCUGGUUGAGUUGGCGCCAGACGAACUGACCGAGGGGUACCGGGGCUGAAGGCGGGGCCUCUGGUCUUGAAUGUUCGUCAUUGGCGCAAAUGAGACCGAACUUGCGGUCUUGGUUACAGAUUGGUUUGCUCCGGUCAAACCGUCCCAAUGCCCGGUGAAAGUGGAAUAAGAGAUGUCCUCCUUGCUCGUGCACCUUUUUAAUAUUAGUUACAUUUCCAUUAUGAUGCCAAAGCAGCACCACAAAGCAGCCUUAGUGACAAAUAUGUGAAAUAUUUCUUUGAAGUUGUGAGAUGGAAUAAAUCAAAUAAAUGCCAAAUCGCAUCUGUCACCAGAUUGUUAGCAGAACAAUAAUUGAUUCUAAUGCAUUCAUUAUGUGUUUUUUUUCAAUUUAAUUUCUGAUAUUUGCGUUUCAUCCUUUGCAGCCUGUGAUUUUAAUGCUGCUGUCGUCACAAACGGUGCCUUCCUAUCACUGGGAAAGAGCUUCAUACAAACGGGAUUAAUUACUCUCGUCCAAACGGGGACAGGAUUUUAAAAUCUUGUUUUUAAAAAAGAGACGUCAAGCUCACUUCCAGUUAUUACUACAGGACUUUUUAAACCGUUGCUAAAAACAACAACCACCACUUAUCUUUGCUGUUUACACACUAUCUUUAUCCCACACAGCGACUCAAAGGGACUUCACUGUGCUGCUUCUCCUGUGAGCCGCUGAUAUACGACGCAAAUACUAAUCAAUGAGGACAUUUACAGACUGUUUCAUAAACGUGUGUUAAUUAUGCAUUAUCAUCCAUUUGCCUGCGAUGCAUGCACACAGGCAUUGCUAUACAACACCGUAAUCUCUGUGGAAUAGUUACGCCUCUGAAUACUGAGAAUGUACUUUUAACUUAUUGCACUUUGUGUUUUUUUUUUUAACCUAAAUCGAAUCCUUUUGAUUGUCAUUAAGCUCGUAGCACCUUCUUUAAAGGGAAGUUAGCGCAUCUUUAACUUCUGUAAUGUGACAUUUUUAUCGAAGUGAAAUUAAAUAUUUAUCUUUGAAUUUAGAAAGAAACCCUGCAGUUGAGUGAGCGGUCGAAAAAUACUUAAUUUUAUGUUUCACUCGGCCUUUAAGUCCAAUUAUGCAGUUUUGAGAACCGCAAAUAAUUUUCUCAUGAAAUGAGUUGCGACCUUAAACCGGUGAAGUGACCUGUUUAUACUUCAUGUUGUGCAUAUAUAUAUAUAUAUAUAUAUAUAUAUAUAUAUAUAUAUAUAUAUAUAUAUAUAUUUAUUUUCUGGCUGAAGGGAACUCGCAACACAUUUAAGUGAAACUGACUGAAAAGGGGGAAUUUGUACUUUUUUUUUACAGUCCGCCAAUUUAAAAUCGGAAAUAACUGAUUUGAUUUUGAUGUGACGGUGUUUGAAUGUGUUAUUUGGAUAAAAUACCAGUUUAUUAAACUCAAGCACUUGAUUCUCUAAUAAUUGAUCUCCCUAGUUGUUCGUUACCCUGUCUCUGUAUCUCAAUGCGUAAUGUUUCCUUUUCUGUCUGUAAACUGCUGUUAUAUGUUUAUCUUCUGUCAUUGGUAUUUGGCAGUACAUAUUUUCUAUUUAAAAAAAUCUGAUUACGGUA
This is a messenger RNA of Cyclopterus lumpus (lumpfish), 2891 nucleotides long. It is a transcript of the gene ifngr1l, whose product is annotated as interferon gamma receptor 1-like. The record is from RefSeq and is a predicted model, not a curated record. Gene Ontology annotation, molecular function: protein binding. The transcript has 7 exons. NCBI's taxonomy places the organism in Eukaryota, Metazoa, Chordata, Actinopteri, Perciformes, Cyclopteridae. The coding region runs from base 156 to 1343 and encodes 395 amino acids.